Molecule: messenger RNA, 3496 nt
Organism: Engraulis encrasicolus (European anchovy)
Lineage: Eukaryota; Metazoa; Chordata; Actinopteri; Clupeiformes; Engraulidae
Gene: lpp
Product: LIM domain containing preferred translocation partner in lipoma
Exons: 12
Coding region: 1439-3115 (558 amino acids)
Biological process (GO): cell-cell adhesion
Cellular component (GO): stress fiber; focal adhesion
Source: RefSeq, a predicted model, not a curated record
AGCUUAGACUCACAAGUGUGUGUUUGAGUUCCCCUCACACUGUGUGGUUAUUUGCAUCAUGAAUGUAUUCUGCACACAUCAGCAUCAGUGGGAAAGUGAGUUGUAUUACAUCCUGUUCUAUUGUUAGACUGACCGGACCCUAACUGAGUUCACCCUCAGGUUUGUGUGUGUGUGUGUGAUUGUGUGUGCACGCGUGUUUCUGUGCCUGCUUGUCUUGCCCAAUUUUACUGCACACACUGCCAAACAUCUGCCAUCCCUGCUCACAUGUGUUUUGCUUGUUGUGUUGCUGUUGUUGUUGUAAGAGCUUUGUGAUCACUACUAUACUUGCAUAGCCAGCAGCUACAGUCUUUUUUUUGUCGGAUGCCACGUGGUGUCUGCUUGUCUGUUUGUCUCUUUGGCAUAAACAGGCGGCACUGGGCGGCCAGAGCGGAGCGUGUGGUUUCCUGAUGAAAAGGCACGCUAAUGGCCCUCCGAGAGAGCUUCUGAUUGAUGAGUGUACAGAUAUUCUCUCCAUAUUUGGACCGUCCCUGCAGACUACUCCUCCUCCAUGAGCCUGGGCAGGAGAGUUAAGCUUACGGUACGCUACUGGGCAGGUCUCAGUGCGUCUGGCUGCGAAACGACUAAGUGAGCUAUCACUUUUUCGCAGCGCGUGCGUCUUUUUUCGUGAAAGUGUGUGUGUUUGUGUGUGUGUGUGUUUGUCUGUAUGCCUGUGUGCAUGGAAGACCGCAGAUUAAUUUCUGUGAGAUACCUAUUUGGCUAUACUGUACCUGCUUCUCAUUCUAAAAAUGAGUUCUCCCCAUGUGUAUACACGGCAGUGUGUGUGUGCACUGCUGAAAGGCCAGCGUUAAAUAUUUGCAGGACAUUUGUGAAAGAAGGAAAUGUCUGUGUGACUAGUGUUACUGAUUGUGCAGCACUGCCUGACUUCUGUGACGACUUUCACACAAGUCUGCUUGGCCCUGAUUACCGAGCCAAGCGCUCAAGUAGAGACCAGAGUCCAUAGACAGACUUCCUCUCCGAAUAGCUUUCUGCAAUUAUCAUUGUUAUUCCCUAUUGAAAAAAAGAAAACGGCAUGAACCACAUAUUUGGCUGCUCGGUGACUUUUGGCAAGCAGAAAAGUGGCAUUCCAGGCAGAUAGCAAGCUGAAUCGAUUUUUGCCCCCAAUCUUUUUCUCCCAUUUUUUCUCCAUAUUUGGAAAUGUUUACCUCCUCAUGGUUUGCCGAGAGGGUGGAAGAGGGGAUAUGAGUCAUUUUAGCGGCAGCAUAGCCUAAGCCAUGCUGAAGGCUACACGGUAGACUCCUUUCCCCAGUGUUGUCGCGUGGACUCAAGGGCUCCUCUCCUCUCCUCCAGUCUUCCGAGACCUGGGAUGCUGAUACAUCCAGGUGUCUGAUCCUCUCGUGACUUGCUGCUGUGCGUUUCCUGAAGAAGAAUACACUGAACCAUGUGGAGUGGCGAGGGAGGUUCCGGGGAGCAGGGGGGCCAGGUGACGGCCCGCAUGGAGACUAGCCCGCCUAUGGGCACCACCAGCUUCUCCGUAUCCCAGCAACAGGCCCCCAAGAAGUUCGCCCCCGUCGUGGCACCCAAGCCCAAGUUCAACCCUUACAAAGGAGGAGACGGGGCAGAAGGUGACUAUCCGCCCCCGCCUCCACCUGUUGCUGAUCCCAGUGGACUCCCAUCACCCUCCAGCUUCCCACCUCCACCCCAGAUGGAUGACUCCCCACUAGGAUUUCAGGUCCCAGAGAAGACUCUUGAGGAGAGGCGCUCCAGUCUUGAUGCUGAGAUUGACUCGCUGACCAGCAUCCUGGCCGACCUUGAGAGCAGCUCCCCUUACAAGCCACGCAGCCAGCAGAACUCCAGCCCUGCUGUGACCAGCCCGACUGCGGCUGCCCCCAUCACUGGCUACAAGCGCAUGGUUAUCCCCACGCAGCCCACCCUCACUGCCACCAAGAAGUCCACCCCCAAGGCCCAGGGCUCCCCGGGACCCUCCGCCGUGCCCUCCCCCAGCCCUGGUGCCAAGGCCCAGACCCCAGCAGCAGCCCCACAGCCCGUCCCGGCCUCCUACACCACGGCCUCCACCCCCAGCCAGCCCACCUUCAACGUCCAGGUGCGGGCAGCCCAGCCAGGUCCCCAGCACCCUCCGCCUCCCCAGCAGUACGGGCACCCUCAGCAGCAGCCCAUGAGAGGCCCCGCCCCGGUGCAGUACAUGCCGGCCCAGCCCAGAGGACCCGACUUCGCCUACGGGCCGCCGCAGCCGGGCUUCACGCCGCAGCAGGGCUAUGCUGACUACGCCUACGGCAUGGGCGGACCACAGGGGCAGGCAGGCUACCAGCCCCCGAUGCCAAAGAAAACGUACAUCACGGACCCUCCACAGGCCCUUGCACCCUACACUACUGGGCCUCCUGUGCCCCAGAAGGCCCCUGCUGCCACCCGGUCCAACGCCCGCCCAGAGGAGGAGCUGGACCGCCUCACCAAGAAGAUGCUCUACGACAUGGACCACCCCCCCACCGAGGAAUACUUUGGUCGCUGUGCCAGCUGUGGAGAGAACGUGGUGGGUGAGGGUACGGGCUGCACGGCCAUGGACCAGGUGUUCCAUGUGGACUGCUUCGUCUGCAUGACCUGCUCCGCCAAGCUGCGUGGCAAGCCCUUCUAUGCCGUCGAGAAGAAGGCCUACUGCGAGCCAUGCUAUAUAAACACCUUGGAGACGUGUAACAUCUGCACUAAGCCCAUCAUGGAGCGCAUCCUGCGGGCCACGGGCAAGGCCUACCACCCCCAGUGCUUCACCUGCGUGGUGUGCCAACGCAGCCUGGACGGCAUCCCCUUCACCGUGGACGCAUCCAACCACAUCCACUGCAUCGAGGACUUCCACAAGAAGUUUGCUCCACGUUGCUCGGUGUGUGCGGAGCCGAUCAUGCCUGCUCCUGGCCAGGAGGAGACCGUGCGCAUCGUAGCCCUGGACCGGGACUUUCAUGUGCAGUGUUACCGCUGUGAGGAUUGUGGCACCAUGCUCUCGGAGGGGGACAAUCAGGGCUGCUACCCGCUGGAUGGCCACGUGCUCUGCAAAAAUUGCAAUACCAGCCGCAUCCAAGCCCUCACCGCUAACGCCACCACUGACCUCUGAACAACACACACACACACACACACACACACACACACACACACACACACACACACACACACACACACACACACACACACACACACACACACACACACACACACACACACACACACACACACACACACACACACAAGCAUGACCACACACGCACAUAUACACACACACACGAGCACCUGCAUGCACACCACACAUGUUCCCAAAAUUGUACCUGCUUCAACUCAAGCUCAAUAGAUAUAUGCAAGCACACAUGACAAAAUGAAAUGUAUUAUAUCGAAACACCAUCAUUAUUAAGUUUUUAUUUAGUUACUCCUCCCCACCCAUUUUACAGCGCACACACACCCAUACACACCCAUACACACACACACAUGCACACCCCCCCCC